Molecule: messenger RNA, 669 nt
Organism: Aspergillus glaucus CBS 516.65
Lineage: Eukaryota; Fungi; Ascomycota; Eurotiomycetes; Eurotiales; Aspergillaceae
Product: protein PET117
Exons: 3
Coding region: 236-505 (89 amino acids)
Biological process (GO): mitochondrial respiratory chain complex IV assembly
Cellular component (GO): mitochondrion
Source: RefSeq, a predicted model, not a curated record
UGAACGUUCUAUUCAGCGCAACGGGACAGAUAGGCGGAGUGAUGUCGCCGAUGAGCCCCUGGGCGGUCGGGGUUCUGCCGCCAGUCACCGCCUGUUCUGAUAACCAGCGAUAAUCCGGCGAGGCCUGAGGAAAAUAUUGCUGGUUCGAGAGCAGAGGCAUUGUUGUUUGCAAGAUAGAGAAUACGUUUGUCGCAAUUGCUAAUUUGAGGUUGAUAUCAAGAAUCGAUUGAUCACCAUGUCCAAAGCAUCUAAGGUGACGUUAGCAAUGACCGGUCUCGGUACUGCGGGGGUUGUCUGGUUUGUUCACUGGGCACAAGAACAAGAGAGAGCGGCAAUGCACAAAGGCGUGGAACGAGACAUGGAAAAGCAACGAGUCCGACAAGAGCGAGAAGCCGAUUUUGCGCUGCAAAAGGCCCUACAAGAACAAUACCUCAAAGUUCAGACGGUUUCUCCUAGCACGGACGAUUCAGGGACAGGGCAGAAUAGUGCCGGUCAGGGUACAUAGCGUUGGUGGUGAUACGGGAUUUGCUUCGGGACAAGAGGUGGCAUAACGGUCUUCGACCUUGUACAAAUACCAUACUUUGCAUAAAAAGCAACAGUGUAUAUGAACAGCCAUGAGCAUGUGUAUAUUAUACCCAUCUGUACAAUAUAAAUCAACUCUCUUCUACG